Molecule: messenger RNA, 1242 nt
Organism: Penicillium lagena
Lineage: Eukaryota; Fungi; Ascomycota; Eurotiomycetes; Eurotiales; Aspergillaceae
Product: NADP-dependent oxidoreductase
Exons: 1
Coding region: 1-1242 (413 amino acids)
Molecular function (GO): oxidoreductase activity
Source: RefSeq, a predicted model, not a curated record
AUGAAACCAGCCAAGCUCGCCUCAGCAACCAUGAACGAGCAAACUUUCAUCCCGCCUUCCAUGCGCGCUCUGUACUACACCCUCCACCUCCCAACACCCGCGACAGCGGCCGAGGAGCCCGGCAAAGCCCUCCUCACUGGCCCAGACAGCCUAGUCAUCGACACAGAGUUCCCAACGCCCCAACCAUCAGCACACCAAUAUCUGCUGAAGAUCCAAACAGCGGCAUUCUGCCACGACGAGCUGCGGCUCGCCCGAACGCUUAAUCCCAUCAAGACCACGCCGCAAAUCCCACUACAUUCGCUCUGCGGAACGGUAAUUAGCACGCCCGCCGCAGACCACGAGCAGCAAUCCGGUUCGCGGUUCAAGAUCGGCGACGUCGUCUUCGGACUGAUUAGUUACAUACGCGACGGCGGCGCGGCGGACUAUGCGCUCGCCACCGAGGACGAGUUGGCCUUUAAGCCCGGGAAUAUCAGCGCCUCUGAAGCAGCCGCUGUGGCGUUGCCGGCGCUCACGGCGUGGCAGGCUCUCUUCCGGUAUGCGGGACUAAACCCCGAUGCCACGGCGAACGGGACCAGUCAUGAUAAGAAGGGGAAUAGCAAUCACGGCAAUGGGAAUGAGAAGAAACCGAAUGGCAAUGGCAAUGGGAAUGGCAAGAAGAAAGUGCCGCCGUUGCGGGUGCUGGUCACCAACGCGCGGGAUUGCGAGGUCGGCCGGAUAGCGGUGCAGCUACUGCGGACAGACAAGCUAUUCCCCGUGCGGCCUUGGAUUUGCGUCAGCUGCACAGCGGCAGAAGCGGACAUUGUGCGGCGCGAGUGGGAUGUCGACGAGGUGCUUAUGAUCCCGCACCUGCCUGAGCGCAACGAGUGCGAUCUGGCGGGGACGUUUCGGCGGCGACGCUGGGAGGCUGUUGAUGUUGUGCUGGACUGUGCCGGCGGCGAAGUGUACCGGCAGGCGCACGAGGCGGCCGUGGUGCGGAACUAUGGCGCUGUCUUGACGGCGGUGGACUCGCGGCCCGCGCAACAGGCCGUUCCUCCGGAUCGGGGGUUGCGUAGUAAGUUUGUAGCUGUUUCUCCGGAUGGCGCGGCGAUAAUGCGCAUUGGCGGGUUGAUUGAGGAAGGGAAAGUGCGUGGUGUGCCGGAGACGGUGGUGGAUUUGGUCAAUUCGGCGGACUUGUUGGCCUCUGGUGCGGCGGGCACGGCAGGCAGUCGACGGGGAGGCAUGAUGGUGGUGCGUGUCAACUGA